AUGCGCGCGCUGCUGCUGUGGCUGCUGUGGUCCCGGGCCGGGCUCGCGGGGCUGGGCCAGCUCGGGCCGGAUGUGGGGACCCAGGGGUCCACACCUUCUCAACUUCCCCCAACGGGGCCGGAUGGCGACCUGGUGACCCCGACUGCAGAUUCCGACGACAAGUGGAACGUGCUUACAACGCCCUGCGGCCACCGGAAGAUCCCCACGCGCGUGGUGGGAGGCCGGGACGCGGAGCUGGGCAGCUGGCCGUGGCAGGGCAGUCUGCGCCUGUGGGGGAGCCACGUGUGCGGCGGGAGCUUGCUGAACCGCCGCUGGGUGCUCACGGCGGCCCACUGCUUUCAACAGGCCAGUGACCCCUUCCCGUGGAACGUCCAGUUUGGCGAGCUGACCGCCGCGCCGGCCAUCUGGAACCUGCAGGCCUACCAGAACCGUUACCAAGUGGAGAGGAUUGUGGUGAACCCCAGAUUCCGGGGGUCAGCGCCCUAUGACAUCGCCCUGGUGAAGCUGUCUUCCUCUGUCACCUACAGGCAGCAUAUCCAGCCUAUCUGUGUCGUCAACUCCACCAAGGAGUUCGACAACAGGACCGACUGCUGGGUGACCGGCUGGGGAGACAUCCUUGAGGACACGUCGCUGGAGCCCCCCUACAACCUCCAGGAAGUACAAAUCGCCAUCAUCAAUAGGACCAUGUGUAACCACCUGUACCAGAAACCCGAUGUCCGCCAUACCAUCUUUGGAGACAUGGUUUGCGCUGGCGAUGCAGCAGGUGGCAAAGACGCCUGCUUUGGUGACUCGGGCGGCCCCUUGGUUUGUGAAGUGAGCAGCGUGUGGUACCAGGUCGGAGUCGUGAGCUGGGGCGUGGGCUGCGGCCGCCCGAACCGGCCCGGCGUCUACACCAACGUCAGUGAGCACUUCCGGUGGAUCCAGCAGGUGAUGGCCUGUGGUCCCCAUGGGACAGACGCCUCCUCACUGCUGUUCCUCCUGGCUCUGCUCUGGGCGCCCCUCCUGCUGUGGCCGGCCUGA
Orycteropus afer afer is the source of this 1020-nucleotide messenger RNA. The record is from RefSeq and is a predicted model, not a curated record. Lineage: Eukaryota; Metazoa; Chordata; Mammalia; Tubulidentata; Orycteropodidae.